Messenger RNA from Dibothriocephalus latus, 1215 nucleotides. The record is from the annotation of a GenBank genome assembly. Lineage: Eukaryota; Metazoa; Platyhelminthes; Cestoda; Diphyllobothriidea; Diphyllobothriidae.
AUGGCGACUGUUUCUGCUGCAGAUAAAGAAUCCAACAAACCCAAAGCACAAUUGGAUUUAGGCAUCCUAGAAGAAGAUGACGAUUUUGAAGAGUUCCCAGUCGAUGAGUGGGCUGGUAAAGCCGAAGACACAGAAGAAGUUUCACUUUGGGAGGACAACUGGGAUGACGACAUUGUUGAGGAAGAAUUUUCAUCUGUUUUGAGCCUUCAGAUUUCCAUCGAUCGCAUGCCAGAAGACGAAUCCUCAGACAAACCCGAGAACUCUGAUGAUGACCAAAAAUAUCCCUCUCCAACGUCAUCUGUUCGUGGUCCAACUUUCAGUUCUCAAUUAGUCAUAGACGAAACCAACAACAAUGGAGGUUCACCCAUCAAACAAGAAACGAUAUCGCCUCAAAGACCUAUCGAGGCUUUUGAUCCGGCAUUAACACAGUCUGACCUAUUUCUUCAACUGCCGACGGCUCCUACCUCCUUUAUCGAUUCUUCAACUCUAGCUCCAUCUACAGCAAUCAAGCUUGAGGCACCUUCAAAUACAGAGUUACCUGAGGAAGCAAGGACCGCAUCUCAAAGAGUCAGUUGGAAUGGAGAAACUUGGACUAUUGAAGCGAGUGACGAGGAAAACCCAUUUUCUGACGUCGUUUCUUCUGCUUCCACUUCGGAUACGGAACCUGACGUGUCUAAACAGGAGUCUGCGGCCAGAUCACUUAAUAAUGACCAAGAUUUUAGAAACAGCAAAGCGGUUGAUGUGGAUUCAUUCACAAUUUCCAUUUGCGGGAAAAAUGGACCAGCCGUGGUCGAAGAAAGCAAUAUUAGGUAUUUUCGGGUUCUGCUUCUGUGCUCCGUCUCCUUGCCGGUUGAAGCGUCAAUGUGGCUCCCUCAACAUCGCCUGCGCCCCUUCUAUGGACGUUCGGAGUUUGAGCUGUUUAUGCGUUCUCAGCUGGCUAACACCAAGAACAAAUUCAAGGCCAUCCGUCAUUUUGCUGUGGCUCCAAAGCACCAAGCUUUCUGGCAUGCAGCCCGGGACCAGGCAGAGGCUGCUUUGACUUCAUUCGGAAAAUCCUUGACUUCGCGCUUCCGCUUCCUUGGUGUCCAUUUACCCACUCUUCAAGCUGCCUGGAAAGCUGAGGACCGGAAACGCAAGGAGGCGCUUCGACAAAAGCAGAUUGCCGCGGGUGAGUUCAGCUCCUUAAGUCUCUUCCUACUGAAAAGCCCUUGGUAG